CUUUCAUGGUACGGAUCGUGUACACCGAACAAGCAAUAAUCGUCGCUCGCAUUCGACGCAGUGCAUCAGUCGGGAUUUCGAGAUACUGCAAGCGGAACGUAAAUCAUAAGUCGCAGAGACAGACCGAAAGACUGAUAGUCGGGACCGCGUGUUAUACACGAGAACGCUUUUUUUCCGAAGCGUAACGAAUAAAGAAGCGAAGAUAGAGGUAGAGCGAGAGGGAGAGCGAGAGAGUGUGAGAGUGUGAGUGAGAGAGAGAGAGGGCGAGAGAGAGAGAGAGAGAGAGAGUGAGUGAGAGAGCGAGAGUGUGUGAGGAGAACGAAGCGGCAGCGCGGCAUUGCACCGUAGAGGAAAACGGUUCUUCGACGCGGUCACUGGCGCUGCGAGAAGUCGGCGAAAUCAUUGACAUUGGGGAACGGCCAUUUUGGCGUGUUGUUUCCCACCGAUCGAGUGCUCGAGGCGUGCACACAUACACACGGAAUCGACGUCCAUUCGUUUUCAAGGAAAAGAUAGUAGACAAUACUACAAUAUUUCCAAAAUGAUGACCGAAACGCAUAUGAACUCUAAUCAUAUGUUAAACUCUGGUUUGUCUAACAAAUCAGAGAUAGAUAAAAUGGAUGAUGUUGGUUGGAAAGCGAAAUUAAAGAUUCCACCAAAGGAUAAAAGAAUUAAAACAAGUGAUGUUACCGACACACGUGGUAACGAGUUUGAAGAAUUUUGCCUAAAACGAGAAUUAUUGAUGGGAAUUUUUGAAAAGGGAUGGGAGAAACCAUCACCGAUCCAAGAAGCUAGUAUUCCCAUUGCACUUUCUGGUAAGGACAUCUUGGCACGCGCGAAAAAUGGAACUGGUAAAACUGGAGCAUACUCAAUUCCAGUGCUGGAACAGGUUGACCCAAGGAAAGACGUAAUCCAAGCACUGGUAAUUGUGCCCACAAGAGAAUUAGCGCUACAAACAUCACAGAUUUGUAUUGAGCUCGCAAAGCACAUGGAUAUAAAAGUUAUGGUUACUACUGGAGGAACCAACUUACGAGACGACAUUAUGAGGAUUUAUCAAAAAGUACAAGUGAUAAUCGCAACGCCAGGAAGGAUCCUUGAUCUGAUGGAAAAGAAUGUAGCAAAUAUGGAACAUUGUAAAAUUCUAGUUUUGGACGAAGCAGACAAACUGCUGUCACAAGACUUUAAAGGAAUGUUGGAUCAUGUAAUAUCGAGAUUACCACACGAACGUCAGAUUCUGCUGUAUUCAGCAACGUUUCCUUUAACUGUGAAACAAUUUAUGGAAAAACACUUGAGAGAUCCAUAUGAGAUUAAUUUAAUGGAAGAGUUGACUUUAAAAGGCGUAACACAAUACUACGCUUUUGUACAGGAACGACAAAAAGUUCACUGCCUUAACACGCUAUUCUCCAAGCUGCAAAUAACGCAAAGCAUAAUCUUCUGUAAUUCAACGCAACGUGUCGAAUUAUUGGCUAAGAAAAUAACAGAUCUUGGGUAUUGCUGUUAUUAUAUACACGCGAAAAUGGCGCAGGCACACCGAAAUCGCGUAUUCCAUGAUUUCCGUGCAGGAUUAUGCCGAAAUCUCGUGAGCAGUGAUCUAUUUACUCGUGGUAUUGAUGUUCAAGCUGUGAACGUCGUAAUCAACUUUGACUUUCCGAAGAUGGCAGAGACAUAUCUGCAUCGAAUCGGCCGAUCUGGAAGAUUUGGCCACUUAGGUAUAGCAAUUAACCUAAUCACGUAUGAAGAUCGCUUCAAUCUACACCGUAUCGAACAAGAGCUUGGAACAGAAAUUAAACCUAUCCCAAAGGUGAUAGACCCCAGUUUGUAUGUGGCGAGACCAGAAGACAAUAAUAGUAUGGAAGAGGGUAAUGUGUCCAAGUAGUUUCGAUGCACUGUGGUAAAACGAAGCUUUACACACGCUCAAAGAGUUUAAAGUGUGUGAAAGUGUGUCAAAGAGUGAGUUCACUUGUAAAUAAAGCGUACUAUGUAUGAGUAAUAAUGAGCUGAGUGAUCGAAGUGUCGCGCAAAUGUCGAUGCGAAUCUUUGUACAUAAAUACAUACAUUUAAAUGUACAUAAGCUAAAACAAAUCAGAGUCAAGCCAUUAUCAAGAUGCACAAUAUGUAAACAGAUAUGUGAAUAACGUAAUAAUCAAUCAUUGCAUUUUAUCAUAACUGUAAAUACUACAUGCGAGGACAUAUAAUAUCGUUUUAAUAGAGGAUUUUUAUACAACGGCUUCAUUCUUCCAGUAUUUUUUUUCUUCUGUUCUUUAACGAUGAAGAAAAAGGGCAUAUGAUUUAGAAAAUCUAUCGGGCCAAUCUCACCGAGUACAACAUACCGAUUCACGUGCUCAUUACUUUUG
Messenger RNA from Trachymyrmex cornetzi, 2351 nucleotides. RefSeq names its product ATP-dependent RNA helicase me31b (gene me31B). The transcript is spliced from 8 exons. Gene Ontology annotation, molecular function: ATP binding; RNA helicase activity; nucleic acid binding. Lineage: Eukaryota; Metazoa; Arthropoda; Insecta; Hymenoptera; Formicidae. The record is from RefSeq and is a predicted model, not a curated record. The coding region runs from base 539 to 1873 and encodes 444 amino acids.